AAUAACUUAUCCUCUUACACUUGGCCUCGCAUUUUCCUUCACACAAUCCACACACAUCCAAUCACAACCUGAUCAUAUAGCUUCCUCUAACCUUUUUUGCUUUGAUCUUUUUGCUUAUUAUCAUAAUUUUUUAUUUUUUUUGUUUUUGCCCAGAAGAAAGACAGAGGCCCAUCUCUAGUUCUUCCAUUGUGAUCAAACAUGGCUGCUGCUAUAAGCGCUGCAGUCUCUUUCCCUUCCUCUAAGUCCUCUACUCUCCCCACCAAAACAUCCUUCGUCUCCCAUCAAAGGAUUUUCCUCAACAAGAGCACACUGUGUUACAGAGACGCCUGUAUUGGGGGCAGAGUAGUUUCAGUGAAGGCUCAGGUGACAACAGAGGCGCCAGUGAAAGUAGAGAAGGAGUCAAAGAAACAGGAAGAAGGAAUUGUUGUCAACAAAUUCAAACCUAAGAACCCUUACACCGGUCGAUGCCUCUUGAACACCAGGAUCACCGGCGAUGACGCUCCCGGUGAAACCUGGCACAUUGUCUUCAGCACCGAUGGUGAGGUUCCGUAUAGAGAAGGGCAAUCGAUAGGAGUGAUUCCAGAGGGGAUUGACAAGAACGGCAAACCCCACAAGCUGAGGCUAUACUCAAUCGCCAGCAGUGCCAUUGGUGACUUCGGAGACUCCAAAACCGUUUCUCUCUGUGUCAAGAGACUGGUUUACACAAACGAUAAUGGAGAGCUUGUCAAGGGAGUCUGCUCCAACUUCUUGUGUGACUUGAAGCCGGGUGAUGAAGCAAAGAUCACUGGACCUGUUGGAAAGGAAAUGCUUAUGCCAAAAGACCCAAAUGCCACCGUCAUCAUGCUUGGAACCGGAACUGGAAUAGCUCCGUUCAGAUCAUUUUUGUGGAAAAUGUUCUUUGAGGAGCAUGAGGACUACAAGUUCAACGGUUUGGCAUGGCUCUUCUUGGGUGUACCAACAAGCAGCUCGCUGCUCUACAAGGAGGAGUUUGAGAAGAUGAAGGAGAAGAAUCCAGAAAACUUCAGGCUGGACUUUGCGGUGAGCAGAGAGCAGACGAACGACAAGGGAGAGAAAAUGUACAUUCAGACAAGAAUGGCAGAGUAUGCAGAAGAGCUGUGGGAGUUACUGAAGAAAGACAACACCUUUGUUUACAUGUGUGGUCUUAAGGGUAUGGAGAAGGGAAUCGAUGAGAUUAUGGUCUCACUUGCUGCUAAAGAUGGGAUCGAUUGGUUGGAGUACAAGAAGCAAUUGAAGAGGAGUGAGCAGUGGAAUGUUGAAGUCUAUUAAGGAAGCUUGUGAGGGGUUUAUUAUUAUUAUGAAUUAUGUAGAUAAAGCUGAUGCAUUGUCAAUUCGUCAAAUCCUGCUACUUUCUUCUUCCUUCACUUGUUCUUGAUGGAAGAAUUUCAUCAUAAGAAAGCAUCAUUACCCACCAAACUACUCUUUCUUGAAACAAUACAUUGUAUUUUGAUGAUAUCAGACUUUUCAGAGAUAAUAAUAAUAAUAUAUAUAAAUA
This is a messenger RNA of Eutrema salsugineum, 1513 nucleotides long. Its product is annotated as ferredoxin--NADP reductase, leaf isozyme 1, chloroplastic. Bases 199 to 1287 code for a protein of 362 amino acids. The transcript has 9 exons. Lineage: Eukaryota; Viridiplantae; Streptophyta; Magnoliopsida; Brassicales; Brassicaceae. The record is from RefSeq and is a predicted model, not a curated record. Gene Ontology annotation, molecular function: oxidoreductase activity.